Sipha flava (yellow sugarcane aphid) is the source of this 3209-nucleotide messenger RNA. It is a transcript of the gene mys, whose product is annotated as integrin beta-PS. The record is from RefSeq and is a predicted model, not a curated record. NCBI's taxonomy places the organism in Eukaryota, Metazoa, Arthropoda, Insecta, Hemiptera, Aphididae. The transcript is spliced from 15 exons. Gene Ontology annotation, molecular function: integrin binding. Gene Ontology annotation, cellular component: focal adhesion; cell surface; integrin complex. Bases 413 to 2899 code for a protein of 828 amino acids. Gene Ontology annotation, biological process: cell adhesion mediated by integrin; integrin-mediated signaling pathway; cell-matrix adhesion.
UUUUUCCCCGACCACUGUCGCAGUUCGUCACCCUCCGUCCGUUCGUACGUUUUGUCGUUGCCGUGUCGUAUGUAUACAGUGAUCCGUUUGAAUCGUUCGUUGUCGUCGCAGUGCGGAAAAUGUGAAGUGUUUUCAAACGAAUUGUAAAUUUUUAUCUCUUCCCCUAUCCUCGUCGAAAUUUCCCAAUUUUAUCGUCCCUGACCCGAUGGAUAUACACCCUCGCAACUGUCACCGGCACGUUAAAACACCGUCGGAAACGGUGUGAUGUGUGCUGGACGAAGCUGACACUAUUGUCGCCGUUGUAAAAUAAUUUCCACGGGUUCAGCUACAGCUUGAGUACCGGAACGGACUUUUGCCGACAUCAUUGUGCUUGUAUUAUACCUACUAAAUUUGUAUUAUAACUGAAGCCGAAAUGAACAAAACAUUAAUUAUGAAGAUAUUGACGAUAGCCUUGCUGACGCUUGGCUUUUGUCACGGAGAGGAAAUACCACAAAAAUUAAUCAUACAAAAUCCCUGUGUUCUAAAACAAACCUGUCACGAAUGUAUACAAACUCCGACGUGCGCUUGGUGUGCACAACCAGCAUUUGAUGGAAAACGAUGUUUCCAACCUAAUAUCAACACGAAUGUUCUAUCACAAUGUGAAGAAAAAUUUAUCAACAACCCUGAUAAUGUAUACAGUAUUAUAGAAUCGCGAAAACUUCAAAAAGCCAGUAAAUCUUUAAGUAGUUCUAGAAUCUCUAGUAGCUCUAGUAGUUCUAGUAGUUCUUCAGCUUUUAGCGGAUCUGCAUCAACUUUAGCACAUGAAGCUGUUCAAAUCUCUCCACAAAAAGUGUCUCUCAAGCUUAGAAUAAAUGAAGCUUAUAGAAUAUCUUUAAAUUAUGCCCAAGCUGAAGAUUAUCCUGUAGAUUUAUAUUAUUUGAUGGACUUGUCUAAUUCAAUGGAGGAUGAUAAAGAAAAACUAUCUAAACUCGGAAAUUUAUUAGCUGAAAGCAUGCAGAAUAUUACUUCUAACUUCAGACUUGGAUUUGGUAGCUUUGUUGACAAAGUUGUCAUGCCAUAUGUAAAUACAGUGCCAAAAAACUUGGAGAAGCCAUGUCCUCGUUGUGAAGCUUCUCCGUACGGAUUCCGAAAUGUCAUGACUCUUAGUCCAGACACUCAUAAAUUUGCCGUUAAAGUCCAAAGAGCACAAGUAUCAGGUAAUUUAGAUGCACCUGAAGGUGGUUUUGAUGCUAUUAUGCAAGCUAUUGUAUGCAGAGAUGAAAUUGGUUGGAGAGAACGCGCUAGGCGGUUAUUGCUGUUUUCAACAGACGCUGGAUUUCAUUAUGCUGGCGAUGGAAAGCUUGGUGGUAUUAUAAAGCCAAAUGAUGGUCGUUGCCAUUUGGACAAUGAUGGUAAUUAUACUCAUUCAACUUUACAAGACUAUCCAUCAAUAUCCCAGAUUAAUUUAAAAGUUAAACAAAAUUCAAUUAAUAUGAUUUUUGCUGUAACUGCUGAGCAAAUACAUGUUUAUGAACGUUUAAAGCAACAUAUUGAAGGAGCUUCUGCUGGUAUUCUUUCCGAAAAUUCAGAAAAUGUAGUUGAUUUAGUGAAAGACCAAUAUAGUAAAAUUUCAUCUUCUGUUGAAAUGAAAGAUAAUGCAACUAGUUCUAUAAAAGUCACAUAUUGGUCUAAUUGUCUUGAUAAGAAUGGUCCAUUAAAACAAACUAAUAAAUGCGAUGGUCUUAAAGUUGGCACCGUAGUUAAUUUUCAAGCUGAAAUCGAAGUGACAUCAUGUCCACCAAAUCGUAAAGAUUGGCAUCAAAUAUUCCAAAUUUAUCCUGUUGGUAUAGACGAAUCAUUAACUGUAGCAUUGGAUAUGCAUUGUGAUUGCCCAUGUGAAAAUGUUGGACAUCCUGGAUAUCUUGAGAAAUCUCCAGAUUGCCAUGGAGCUGGUACAAUAAAAUGUGGUAUUUGUGAAUGUGAUCCUAUGCACUUUGGCCGUACAUGUGAAUGUGAUGCUAAUAAUAAUCGUCACGGUAAUGACACAAAUAAGGGAUCUAGUUGUCGUGCAAACAAUGAAACAGAAAUAAAUUGCUCAGGUCGUGGAGAGUGUAACUGUGGUCAAUGCGACUGCCAUUCCAGAACUAACCCAGAAGAAAGGGUAUAUGGUCAAUAUUGUGAAUGCGAUAAUUUCUCUUGUGACCGAUCUGGUGGUGCUUUAUGUGGCGGCCAUGGCAAGUGUGAUUGUGGUAAAUGCGAGUGCAACCCAGAAUGGAUAGGUGCAUCUUGUGAUUGUCAUGCUAUAAAUGAAACAUGUAUUAUGGAUGGUAGUAGUGAGAUUUGUUCUGGUCGUGGAAUUUGUGAAUGUGGUCAAUGUAAAUGCUUUGAAGAAAAUGGGAUAAGAUAUUCCGGAACAUAUUGUCAAAAAUGUCCAACUUGUCCAGGAAGAUGUCUAGAAUUUAAGGAUUGUAUACAGUGUCUUGUGUAUAAAACUGGGCCUCUUUCCCCUGAAGAAUGUGAGAAAACAUGUACAAUUAAACCAAUUAUUGUUCCUGUUGCUGAAGCUAAUGAAGACAAAGAUGAAAAUAUGUGUUCAUACUAUGACACCGAAGAUUGUCGUUUUGCAUAUGUGUACUCAUAUGAUCAAAGUGGAAAGAUUAUAAUUCGAGCACAGGAAGAACGUGAAUGUCCUCCUCAAGUUUACUUCAUGGGUAUAAUAUUGGGUGUAAUAGGUGCAAUUGUUUUGAUUGGAAUGGCCCUUUUGUUACUAUGGAAACUACUUACAACAAUUAAUGAUAGACGAGAGUUUGCGAAAUUUGAAAAAGAACGUAUGAUUGCUAAAUGGGAUACAGCAGAAAAUCCGAUCUAUAGACAAGCUACAUCAACAUUCAAAAAUCCCACAUACAUGGGCAGAUCUUGAGCUCCAAAUGUGUCGAAAACUAAGUUUUAUACUAACAAAAUCUUAAACACAAAGAGUGUUCCUCUCAAUUGAUAAUAGAGCUUUUGUUAGAGUUUAGAACACGUGCCAUAGUUGUGUAUAUCAUAAUUAACACAGGUUUAUUUUAAAUAUUUGGGUUAAAACUCAUUAACAGAAUUUCUGUAGAUUCUGGUUCAAUUGUAUCUAAAGAUACAUCAACGUUUAAUUUCCCAAUACUUAAUUAUAAGCAAAAUAAAAAAAUAAAACAAUUAUAACUUAAAUAUGUAACUUAGAAACUACCUAAUAUUUAUUU